Nipponia nippon (crested ibis) is the source of this 537-nucleotide messenger RNA. Lineage: Eukaryota; Metazoa; Chordata; Aves; Pelecaniformes; Threskiornithidae. The record is from RefSeq and is a predicted model, not a curated record.
AUGUGGCAGCUGCUGGCCUGGGGCAGCCCAGCCCACACCUGGGGGGACGAGGCUCAGUUUGGGACAGAGCUCGACCCCAUCACACGCCUGGCUUCAGGCUCGGGACUCCUGUCACCAGGAGCAGCCAGGGGACAAGCCACCCCGGCUCAUUGGGACAGGAGGCAAAUCAACCCCAAGCCCCCAGGGAAGCUGGCGGCAGCAGUGGGGCGGCCGUGCGAAGCCUCAGCGCUGUGGCCACCCCGCAACCGCAGCUCAACGGUCCCCCCAAAGCCGUCGGCUGCCCUCACCGGCCCCCCCAAAGCCGUCGGCUGCCGUGGGGCUCCCCGGGGCACGGGCAGCCCCCGCAGGGAGGGAGCCGGCUUUCCCGGAGCGCGGGGAGCGCCCGGCUGGGGGCCAAGCGGGUUGGGAAACAAAGAGGAGCUGAAAUCGGGACAGGGUGGCUGUGGUAGGGACAGGCUGGCCAUAGUGUUCAAGGGACAUCAGGGUUUUGGUGGAGACAGGGGCUGUAGUGGCAAGGGGAUAUGGGGGCUGUGGUGA